AUGGCGGAGAAGGCGCUGGAGGCCGUGGGCUGUGGACUAGGACCCGGGGCCGUAGCCAUGGCCGUGGCGCUGGAGGACGGGGCGGAGCCCCCAAUGCUGACCACACACCUGAAGAAGGUGGAGAACCACAUCACCGAAGCCCAACGCUUCUCCCACCUACCCAAGCGCUCAGCGGUGGACAUCGAAUUCGUGGAGCUGUCCUAUUCCGUGCGAGAAGGGCCCUGCUGGCGCAAACGGGGUUAUAAGACCCUCCUCAAGUGCCUGUCGGGUAAAUUCUGCCGCCGGGAGCUGAUUGGCAUCAUGGGCCCCUCCGGCGCCGGCAAGUCCACGUUCAUGAACAUCUUGGCAGGGUACAGGGAGUCUGGAAUGAAGGGGCAGAUCCUGGUCAAUGGGAGGCCGCGGGAGCUGAGGACCUUCCGCAAGAUGUCGUGUUACAUCAUGCAGGACGACAUGCUGCUGCCUCACCUCACAGUGCUGGAAGCCAUGAUGGUCUCUGCUAACCUAAAGCUGAGUGAGAAGCAAGAGGUGAAGAAGGAACUGGUGACGGAGAUCCUGACAGCACUGGGCCUGAUGUCCUGCUCCCACACGAGGACAGCUCUGCUCUCCGGGGGGCAGAGGAAGCGCCUGGCCAUCGCCCUGGAGCUGGUCAACAAUCCGCCCGUCAUGUUCUUUGAUGAGCCCACCAGUGGUCUGGACAGCGCGUCCUGUUUCCAAGUGGUGUCCCUCAUGAAGUCCCUGGCCCAGGGGGGCCGCACAGUCAUCUGCACCAUCCACCAGCCCAGUGCCAAGCUCUUUGAGAUGUUUGACAAGCUCUACAUCCUGAGCCAGGGUCAGUGCAUCUUCAAAGGUGUGGUCACCAACCUGAUCCCCUACCUGAAGGGGCUUGGCUUACACUGCCCCACCUACCACAACCCGGCUGACUUCAUCAUCGAGGUGGCCUCUGGAGAGUAUGGAGACCUGAACCCCAUGCUGUUCAGGGCUGUGCAGAAUGGGCUCUGUGCCAUGGCCGAGAAGAAGAGCAGCCCUGAGAAGAACGAGGUCCCCACCCCGUGCCCCCCUUGUCCUCAGGAAGUGGACCCCAUUGAAAGUCACACCUUUGCCACCAGCACCCUCACACAGUUCUGCAUCCUCUUCAAGAGGACCUUCUUGUCCAUCCUCAGGGACACGGUCCUCACCCACCUGCGGUUUGUGUCCCACGUGGUCAUCGGUGUGCUCAUCGGUCUCCUUUACCUGCACAUUGGUAACGACGCCAGCAAGGUCUUCAACAACACCGGCUGCCUCUUCUUCUCCAUGCUCUUCCUCAUGUUUGCCGCUCUUAUGCCAACCGUGCUCACCUUCCCCUUAGAGAUGGCGGUCUUCAUGAGGGAGCAUCUCAACUACUGGUACAGCCUCAAAGCGUACUACCUGGCCAAGACCAUGGCCGAUGUGCCCUUUCAGGUGGUGUGCCCGGUGGUAUAUUGUAGCAUCAUCUACUGGAUGACAGGCCAGCCGGCCGAAACCAGCCGCUUCCUGCUGUUCUCCGCCCUGGCCGCAGCCACCGCCUUGGUGGCCCAGUCUUUGGGGCUGCUGAUUGGAGCUGCCUCCAAUUCCCUCCAGGUGGCCACCUUUGUGGGCCCAGUUACCGCCAUCCCUGUCCUCUUGUUCUCCGGUUUCUUUGUCAGCUUCAAGACCAUCCCUACUUACCUGCAGUGGAGCUCCUACCUCUCCUAUGUCAGGUAUGGCUUUGAGGGUGUGAUUCUGACCAUCUAUGGCAUGGAUCGAGGCGAUCUGACCUGCUUGGAGGAACACUGCCCUUUCCAGAACCCGCAGAGUAUACUCCGAGCGCUGGAUGUGGAGGAUGCCAAGCUCUACCUGGACUUCCUGGUCUUGGGCAUCUUCUUUCUGGCCUUGCGGUUGCUGGCAUACCUUGUGCUCCGUUACCGGGUCAAGUCGGAGAGAUAGAGCCUUGCGCCGGCCUGCGCCCCAGCCCCCGCAGCGGAAGCCCCCAGCCCCAGCCCUCUGGGACUGUUUUAACCUUGUAGACUUUGGCACGGGUUGCUGGUGCAGCCACGUUCUCCUCUCUCAGCUCCUCCCCGGGUUGGCUGCUGGACUGCGCUCCUAGCCGUGGCCAUGGUCGUGGCCACGGGGGGCUCCAGCCCUCCCCACCAUGUCCAGGAGUCUUCCCAGUUGAUGCAGUUUAUAGCUUCCUCCCUACUCUCUCCAACAUCUGCAUGCAAAGACCACUAGGAGGCUGCCACCCUCCUUCCCCCACCUCGUCCCCUGUCUCUGCUGUCUGCUUGGGAGCCCCAGGUUCUCCAGGCCCCCAUUUACAACUGACCAAAGUGGCCCCCUCUGGGGCUUCCCACCACACAAGUGUUUGUAAACUGGGCUGAUCUAAGGUUCGGGUUCCAGGGCUGGGCCCUGGUGGGGUCCCCUGGAAGUCCCAUUUGGACAUUGGAAUGGAGCAGGGAAGGCUCUGGAAGUCUCUUCCUCCUCCUCACCUUCUCCCCACCCCCAGACCUGGCUGAUUUGGGCAAUCUGCUGGAACAGAAGCUGGUUUUUCUGUCUGGGUCGUUCCUCCCAAUCCUGGGUAUUGGAGAGGCCUGGGAGCCUGGGAUGCCCUGUCCCCUUCCCUGUCCCCUUUGGUCGGGGGUAGGGUCUGGUGGCACUGCUGCAAUAAUGUCUGUGUUUCUCUCCCACCUGCCACUGGAACCGGAGAAUGCACUUUAUUCUGGGGCGUGAGCAGGAGAAGACCAAGCCUCCUUCUUGCUUCUCCUGCCCAGUCCUGCGACACUCCCUCCCCUCCCCAGAGUUACAGGCACAUACAUGCGAACAGGCAAUCUCAGCCCGACACACACACACACACGCUGUCCCGUAUGGCUCCGAGGAGGAGUGAUGGUGGCAUGGUGGUGGCGGCGGCGG
Messenger RNA from Enhydra lutris kenyoni (northern sea otter), 2901 nucleotides. Its product is annotated as ATP binding cassette subfamily G member 4. The coding region runs from base 1 to 1941 and encodes 646 amino acids. Gene Ontology annotation, molecular function: ATP hydrolysis activity; ATP binding; ABC-type transporter activity. Lineage: Eukaryota; Metazoa; Chordata; Mammalia; Carnivora; Mustelidae. The transcript has 14 exons. The record is from RefSeq and is a predicted model, not a curated record. Gene Ontology annotation, cellular component: plasma membrane.